GCGUGACCCAAAUUAGAUUAUGUAAGUUAUUAUGUAAUGUUUUAUAUUUGAUUGUCCUCUUGACGAGCGAUACUCUACAACACGAUAAUGGAGAGCAGCAAAUUCAUUGUCCUCACCGACUUUGACGAGACAAUCACAGAGUCGGAUACGCUCUCGCUAGUUGCAGCAGCAGCCUACGACGCGAACCCGAUCCCGGAGCCAUGGUCUGAUUUCGGCGCGGCAUACAUGGCAGACUACGCCUCGUUCAUGAAAACCUACAGGGCGUCGCAACCGACGCCAGACACGGUCUCGUCUGAGCUUGCGAUGCAGGCUAAGCUGGACGCGAUCGAGAGGCGGUCUGUUGAGAGAGUUGAGCGGAGUGGAUUGUUUAAAGGAGUCACGCGCCAGCACCUUGCAAAGCAGGCGGAGCAGGCUCGGGUGAGAGCUGGAGUGCCGCAGGUGCUGCGGGCGUGGAAGAAGUGCUCUGCUGUUAUUGGAAUUGGCGUGAUCUCAGUGAACUGGAGUGCGUGGUUCAUCGAGCAAGUUCUUCGCGAGAGCUGUGGAGUUUCGGCAAAGACCGCAGCUGGGGUCGGGGACUGGGACGCAGCUGAUGUUGUCGUGCACGCCAACGAGAUCGAGAUGGACGAGCUCGGUCGUGGGACGGGCAAGCUGCAAGCUAGCGCUUCCUCAGGUCUGCGAUCAGGUCCGCACAAGGAGUCAUUGUUGAAGAAGAUAGCAUCUUUGAAUCCCGAUGCAAAUAUCAUCUAUCUGGGCGACAGUACGACCGAUCUGGCGCCGCUUCUGUCUGCAGAUCUCGGCAUUAUCGUUGGCAAUAAAAGCAGUCUGCGAGAAGUAUGUACGAAGAUAGGUGUUGAUGUCAAACCGCUCUCGGCUAUACCGUUGACAGUAGCGCGGGACCGAGGCGCAGCUGGGAUGACUUACAAAACUGUGCUGUAUGCUCUUGAUCAGUGGCAAGAUCUGCUGCGAUACGGCCCUCUAUCACAGGUUGGGAUACUCAGCAGUGAAACAAGAAUUGUUUAGAUGGUGGUACUUGAUCAGAGAUCGUUGGGGUUGCCUCCCACUUCUGUUCACGACAAGAGAGCCGUGCGGUGAUGAGCCCUUG
Molecule: messenger RNA, 1102 nt
Organism: Myxozyma melibiosi
Lineage: Eukaryota; Fungi; Ascomycota; Lipomycetes; Lipomycetales; Lipomycetaceae
Exons: 1
Coding region: 88-1020 (310 amino acids)
Source: RefSeq, a predicted model, not a curated record